This is a messenger RNA of Amoebophrya sp. A25, 3096 nucleotides long. The record is from the annotation of a GenBank genome assembly. Lineage: Eukaryota; Dinophyceae; Syndiniales; Amoebophryaceae.
UGUAAUGAACAACAACAGGAGCACGAACAAGAACAACAAGUAGUAAGUUGACAGUCACCUCGUUGUAGAAUGUAGAAGUAGGUCAACACGAAUUGUAGAACAAGGAAGUUGUACGUUAUCGUUCUUAAUACUGUUUUUGGUUCUCUACUUCAGUUGUAUUAAAUUUGAUAUUGAUAUUCUACUUUCCCCUCAACAUCGAAUAUCGAUCAUCAGCACACAAUUAUAAGAACUAGCAAAAACAAGAGAAAAAAUGUCAACCUCCAAGACCCAAGCGGAGAAGGAUGAACUGCUUAUGCAGUUUUUGGGCAUGACAGAGGAAAGGGUGGACCCUGAGGUGGCUUCCCAACUACUAGAAUCAAACGAAUGGGAUCUUCAGCGUGCUGUAGCCAUCCUCUUUGAUGGUGGUGGUGUGUCGCCAGCUAGUGGGACUGGAGGUAGGUUCCUGGAUUCAUCUAGGCUUUGGUCGUUUACAGGUUUCUUUUUGAUGAUGAUCUACAAUAUUUAUGGUCGUUUUGGUGAACAAAAUCUGUUAUUAAAAUCGAACUAUAUGUGAAAAAGCAUUUGAAGUCUCGUGACGUCGGUGCACCUGGCAUCCCUGACGCGAUCGAGGCCAUUGAGCUGGAACUUGAGACGUGAGGUUAGCCUAUGUAUAUCUUUGUCACCUCACGUCCUCCAAUCACCAUGAGCACAAUAACACCUACAAUCUUCAGCCACUGGGAUGACGCAAUUUGACGCAGAGGCGGCUGCUGCCUUAGAUGCUGAUGAUCCCAUGACAGGCGGUGGCGGAGCUUUUUCGACAUCUCUAUUCGGCGGAGCGCCAGAUGCACCUUCAGCGAUUGGCAGAGCAGCUCCAACUAGCGGCGCCGGAGGACCUCCUGGAGCAGGGCCUGUUAUAAUAGAGGAGGACGAUGAGGAUUUCCGACGUGCCCUGGAGGAAUCUGCAAGAGCUGCUGGAAAUCCAGUGCCUGCGACGUCAACAACAUCUUCGUCGAUAACGAUAACCUCGUCUUCUACUGGUGCAGGAGGCCUGGACCAAACGACCAUGAUAUCCUCCACGACUACCUCGGGCGAUAGUUACAUCCCUAAUGCGUCAACGAGUCUGUUCGGAGGGCCAACACUGCAGCCUUUGUUAAGGGUCACGACAAUUCAUCUUAAGUAAGAAGCAUCUUUGAGCCCUUUGUUAAGGAGGGAACACGUCUUCGAAGAUGCACUUUCUUAGAGAUGAACAUCUACUUAUGCGUGAGGUCUAACUUUGAGUGCCGGACAGUUAGGCCUGUCAUCGGGGACGUCCUCAUCAUCGACGAGGCGGGCCACAGCAGAUGUGGGAGGUGGCGCGUCGAAUACUAUGGAUGGAUAAGAUUUAAAUCUACCAUCAUACUUUUCGUUUUCGAAAUGACUACUACCUCCGCUACUAUAAUGUGAGUAAGAAAAUUGUUCUUGGUAUAAUAAAGGAUGAACAACCGUCGAUUUCGAUUAGAGAGGUAGUACUACUCUAGUAAGUCCAUAGCUAUAGAGGAAGAGGAUUUUCAACCACGGCAACCUAGUACACGAUUAUGAAUCAUCUUCUAAGAAUCGCGGCACCUCAGGUGCCUCCACCUCAAAUGCGGACGCAGGUCCCACUAGUUUUGCGCAGAGUUUUUUCAGUAGUGCACCUGGAGGUGGCGCCAGUGCUUCAGGUGGAGCAGAGGGCGCGACACAAGAAGACGCAGAUGCGAUGAUGGCUAGAGCUCUGCAGGAAAGUCUGAACACAGGUGGCGCAGUGCAUCAAUCGGAAGACGAGCAGCUCAGGAGAGCGAUGGCUUUGAGUGCGAACGAGAAGGAAUCAUUGGAAAGACAGCUGUUGAAAGAGUACUUAGUUCUGCAGCAAACUUAGAUAUUUAAUGUAGUUGAUGACUUUUCAUACAACUUACACUUAAGUUUUUCUUCAUUUUCGAAUUCGAAAUCAUAAUCUUCAAGGAAUCUACUAGUCACAGUGGGCAUUAUAGUUUCCUCCAUGUUUAAGAUCUACUUCUUCGUCUUCGAAUUUACUCCUCUUUAUUUGAACCACGACCAUGACCUCAGAGAACAAGACGCGGCCUUAGCAGAAUCUGCGUUAAUGGACCAGAUGAGAGAAGCGCAGGAAAAAAGUCUAAGGGAAGAACAGGAACGCGAACGCAGAAAUGCAGCCGAGGCCGCAGCGAAAGUAGAAUUGGAAAAAGAGAAACUGUACUACCAUAUUUUUACUUAUCUAACCAACAAGCUCGUCUUAACAUGCAGUCCUCAUGAUGAUUGAAAGUACAAUGAACUUGAAUCAUGAUAUAAUAAAACUAAAAUUUGAGAACUUCAAGUUCAACUACUUCUACACUAACAUCAAACAGCAUCCUUUCAUCACUGUAAAAAACUCAACAGCGAGGCACGCGUGCGUGGCUUAGCCGCUGCGUUACCUCCAGAGCCAGAAGCUGGCAAUCCCGAUCGCCUGGCCCUCAUGUUCCGUUUACCCAACGGAAAAAGUGUGAAGAGAGCAUUCUCUAAGAAUGACAAGGUGUCGCAUUUGUACGACUUCAUAGACAGUGUGCUGUUGGACGCUGGUGAAAGGGAGACCAUAAACGACUACAAGCUCACCAGCACGUUCCCACGCAUGACGAUCGAUCAGUCGGAUUUGCUCUUGUCGACGACGAAACUCGAAAAUCAGACAGCACUGAUGCUGCAAAGAAACAGCUGACACUACUUCUAGCCAGCACGUGCGUGGUGGUGAUUUCCGAAGAGCUAUACUGAAGAAGACUCUUCUAACCAAUCACGCAUAUGCAUAAGACCCAUAGAAUCUGCCUCAUUCACUUUUCUUUUGAUUUUUUGAAAUCUUUCAUUCCUCACGACUACAACGAACACGAGAAGAAGCAUCGACAUACCGACAUGGCUUGAGCGGCAGUCUUGUUGGAUAUUACUUUCUUGCUCGACAUACAAGUUCAUGAUCAUCCAAGUUCCGCCAAAAAUUCGAAUGCUGCUAAUGGAUAACAAGAAAGAAAGCCGGUAAGCCAGAAACCUGUACUAUAGAUAUCUGUCCCGGGAGUCGUGAGGAACAAGAUCUUAGUGAUUUCCACUCGUAAUUAAGAGUCUGUU